Molecule: messenger RNA, 871 nt
Organism: Aphanomyces invadans
Lineage: Eukaryota; Oomycota; Saprolegniomycetes; Saprolegniales; Verrucalvaceae
Exons: 1
Coding region: 7-783 (258 amino acids)
Cellular component (GO): membrane; endomembrane system
Source: RefSeq, a predicted model, not a curated record
UUGCCGAUGGAAUUUAGCCUGAGCAACGACGUCGUAGUCGCCGCCGUGGCCGUGGCGGCGGCGUACGUUGUGUAUUCAUAUCUGUCCACGCCGGCAACACCUACACAUGCGCCAGUGUCGAAGGCGCCUUCCAAAGAGAAGCCCACUGGCGAGCCUGAAGUGCCACAGCAACGGUACUUCACGUUGGACGAGCUCAGGGAGUUCAAUGGAGAGGGUGACAAGCCCAUCUACAUUGCAAUCAAAGGCGUGGUCUACGAUGUAAGCCGAAGGCGCGACUUCUACGGACCCGGGGAAGGCUACCAUUUGUUUGCAGGUCGAGAAGCUGCCCGCGCAUUGGCCAAGAUGUCAUUUGAACCAGCCGACUUGGACAACACGGACAUCAGCGAUCUCAACUUUAUGGAAAAAGAGAUCCUCAAGGACUGGGUCGACAAGUUCACUGACUACAACUCGUAUCCGAUCGUGGGACGCGUUCUCCAGCAAAAGGACCUGACCCUAGACGAACUGAGCGCGUACACUGUGUUGCCAGUGUACGUGGCGCUGCGAGGGGUGAUUUACGACGUGACAUUGGGUGGCCUGGAGCACUACGGACCCAACGGAGGCUACAAAAUGUUUGCCGGUCGCGAUGCCACUCGCGCGUUGGCGCUUAUGUCGUUUGACCAGGAGAAUCUUGAUCACCCAACCGAAGAAGGGUUGACGGAGACGCAGAUCAAGACCCUGGCUGACUGGGAAGCAAAGUUCCAGUCCAAGUAUCGAGUCGUGGGCAAGGUUGUUGCCUCCAGCUAGUCUUCUGGGCACAUCGUCGAUGGACCGCUCGACGGAGUUUCGGGUCAUUUCGAUCUCAAUUUAAAAAAAUUGACCACGGUAAACUGGA